AUGCCUGCGAGGCCGCUGAGAAGUGGUCCUUCCUGCCCCGCCCUCCAGGCGGCCGCCUGCAGCUCGCGAGCGCCCUCUGCUGGCCCAGAGCGGGGCGCGGCCCCGAGCCCCAGCCUGGAGCCCUGGGGCCUGCAGACCCGCAGAAGAGGCCAAGGGCUCUGCCCAGAGCCACACAGCCAGAGGUGGACUGGUUGUGUGCUGUGUGCUGAGAUCGGGGAGAGAGAGCUGACACGCGGGCCUCUCCUCUGCUCACCCACCGUGUCUUCACCAGCUUUACCUGGAGUCGGCAAACUCCUCACUGGGCCGGUCCCCCUGUUCGCAGGCCCAGUUAGCCCACAGGCCCUCACGUUCUCAGCGGAGCCGCCGGAACCCGGCCCUCGGAGCCGCCGGAACCCGGCCCUCAUCACUGCCCUGGGCCUGGAGAGGAAGGCGAGGCUCCACUCUGGAGAAGGCUUCCUGAGCUCGCGGAAACCUCAGGGUGUCCCGGGGACCGCUUUCGGCGCUGGAGGCAGGGAUGGGGAUGAGCCAGAUGACUGUCUCAGAUGGCGAGGAUGCCUGUGUGUGAGGCACUCUCACAAAUCGGGAGGGAAAAGGAACAAAGAUGACGUAAUUCAGAGGGAUAAAAGGGCCUCUCAGCUUGAGAAAAGGUACUCAGCGUCACACAUGAGGAAAUGGACCAGAAGCCAUGAAAUAGCACGAUUCAGCUCAAGGAUGGGCGGGCAAGGAUGUCUGAGCGCAGAUAGAGGGAAGAGAAUGGAAGGAACCAUCUUGCGCUGUUGGUGGGAAGGCGAGUUUGGAACUUUUGUUUGGAGGCAGUUUGAAAAUGACAGGAUUAAAACUGCCCCAGUCCUUGGCCGGAGAAGUCUGGUCCUGGGCAUCCCCUCGGCGGGGCGUGCUCACUGCUGCGCUGAGGCUGCUGGGCCGGGCGAACGUCGGGGAUGA
This is a messenger RNA of Odocoileus virginianus texanus, 942 nucleotides long. The record is from RefSeq and is a predicted model, not a curated record. NCBI's taxonomy places the organism in Eukaryota, Metazoa, Chordata, Mammalia, Artiodactyla, Cervidae.